GUAUGAUAUCAGAUAACAUCGGGAUGUGCCAAUUGCUGCUGUAUGUGAGUCAGCAUCCUGAUGAUAACUUUCUCAGUAAUAUAGGAUUUCAUAUAUUUAUUGUGUGUCAUUUUCUAAAGCAAUGUCUGUGAUUAUAUAUAUGACUUCAACAACGACAAACAGAGACAUAUACCACAAGCAAAGCAGAAUAAAACUUGUUCUUGAGGGAAAAGGAAUAAAAUACGAAGAAGUAGAUCUAUGUAAGGACAAGGAAAAACGAGAUUACAUGAGAGAAAAAGCAGGAAUUCCAGACUUACUCCCACCACAAAUUUUUAAUGGUGACACAUACUGUGGGGAUUUCCAAUCCUUUGAUGAUGCACUAGAAGCAGGAACGUUACAGGAAUUUUUACUCCUGAAAUGAGUGGAUGAAAGAUUUUUUUUGAAUGUGGAUGAUGCCUGUUAUGUGCUAGGAGACGUAUGCUGAAGAAUGCAAGAACUACAAAGAAAUGUUUCUACUUUUAUAUAUAAAGUGCAAUUCUAUAAGAAAAAAAUGCAAUUCCGUGUCGUUUUUGUUUUAAAGAUGUCAAUUGCUUGUAGAACUGAAUAUGGAUUUAACAAUUUUGUAUCGUGAAAAUCUUAUAUCGAAAUAAAAUUACAGUUAUUUUUUA
This is a messenger RNA of Mytilus trossulus (common blue mussel), 647 nucleotides long. Its product is annotated as SH3 domain-binding glutamic acid-rich-like protein 3. The record is from RefSeq and is a predicted model, not a curated record. NCBI's taxonomy places the organism in Eukaryota, Metazoa, Mollusca, Bivalvia, Mytilida, Mytilidae. The transcript is spliced from 4 exons. Gene Ontology annotation, cellular component: cytoplasm. The coding region runs from base 122 to 400 and encodes 92 amino acids.